Molecule: messenger RNA, 2587 nt
Organism: Propithecus coquereli (Coquerel's sifaka)
Lineage: Eukaryota; Metazoa; Chordata; Mammalia; Primates; Indriidae
Gene: DVL3
Product: dishevelled segment polarity protein 3
Exons: 15
Coding region: 248-2398 (716 amino acids)
Biological process (GO): intracellular signal transduction; canonical Wnt signaling pathway
Cellular component (GO): cytosol
Molecular function (GO): frizzled binding
Source: RefSeq, a predicted model, not a curated record
GCCACCGGAAGAGUCGCGGUCGCCAGCCGAGCCGGGAGAGUGGGGAGCGGAAGCGGCGGCCGCGGCGGCGGCGGCAGCAGGCGGCGCUGGGACCCGGGAGCGGCCGGAGAACAAGGGAGCUGGCGCCGCGGCCGGCCGCGGAGCUGGGCUGAGCCGCUGGGCCGCGCCGAGGCCGCCGCCGCCUGAGAGGCCUGGCCCGGCCGCCGGAGCAGGCCGCGCGCGGGCCGCUGGGCCCGAGGCCGGAGCCAUGGGCGAGACCAAGAUCAUCUACCACCUGGACGGGCAGGAGACGCCGUACCUGGUGAAGCUGCCCCUGCCCGCCGAGCGCGUCACCUUGGCGGACUUUAAGGGCGUUCUGCAGCGACCCAGCUAUAAGUUCUUCUUCAAGUCUAUGGACGACGAUUUCGGAGUGGUGAAGGAAGAGAUCUCGGACGACAAUGCCAAGUUACCCUGCUUCAAUGGCCGGGUGGUAUCCUGGCUGGUAUCAGCUGAGGGCUCACACCCAGAGCCAGCCCCUUUCUGUGCUGACAACCCCUCAGAGCUGCCACCACCUAUGGAGCGCACAGGAGGCAUCGGGGACUCCCGACCCCCAUCCUUCCACCCUCAUGCUGGUGGGGGCAGCCAGGAGAACUUGGACAAUGACACAGAGACGGACUCUUUGGUAUCUGCCCAGCGGGAGCGGCCACGUCGGAGGGAUGGCCCAGAGCACGUAGCUCGGCUAAACGGAACUGCGAAAGGGGAGCGGCGGCGAGAGCCAGGCGGUUAUGAUAGCUCAUCCACUCUUAUGAGCAGCGAGUUGGAGACCACCAGCUUCUUUGACUCAGAUGAAGAUGACUCCACCAGCAGGUUCAGCAGCUCCACAGAACAGAGCAGUGCCUCACGCCUGAUGAGAAGACACAAGCGACGCAGGCGGAAACAGAAGGUUUCUCGGAUUGAGCGGUCCUCAUCCUUCAGCAGCAUCACGGACUCCACCAUGUCACUCAACAUCAUCACAGUUACUCUCAACAUGGAAAAGUAUAACUUCUUGGGCAUCUCCAUUGUGGGCCAAAGCAACGAGCGUGGUGACGGUGGCAUCUACAUUGGCUCUAUCAUGAAGGGUGGGGCCGUGGCUGCUGAUGGACGCAUCGAGCCAGGAGACAUGCUGUUACAGGUAAAUGAGAUCAACUUUGAGAACAUGAGUAACGACGAUGCAGUCCGGGUACUGCGGGAGAUUGUGCACAAACCGGGACCUAUCACCCUGACUGUAGCCAAGUGCUGGGACCCAAGUCCGCGUGGUUGCUUCACAUUGCCCAGGAGCGAGCCCAUCCGGCCCAUUGACCCUGCGGCCUGGGUCUCCCACACUGCGGCCAUGACGGGCACCUUCCCUGCAUACGGCAUGAGCCCCUCCCUGAGCACCAUCACCUCCACCAGCUCCUCCAUCACCAGUUCCAUCCCUGACACAGAGCGCCUAGAUGACUUCCACCUAUCCAUCCACAGUGACAUGGCUGCCAUCGUAAAAGCCAUGGCCUCCCCUGAAUCAGGGUUGGAGGUCCGCGACCGCAUGUGGCUCAAGAUUACCAUCCCUAACGCUUUCAUCGGCUCAGAUGUGGUGGACUGGCUGUACCACAAUGUGGAAGGCUUCACUGACCGGAGGGAGGCCCGCAAGUAUGCCAGCAACCUGCUAAAAGCUGGCUUCAUCCGCCAUACUGUCAACAAGAUCACCUUCUCUGAGCAAUGCUACUACAUCUUCGGCGACCUCUGCGGCAACAUGGCCAACCUCUCCCUCCACGACCAUGACGGCUCCAGUGGCGCCUCUGACCAGGAUACACUGGCCCCUUUGCCACACCCUGGGGCUGCCCCUUGGCCCAUGGCUUUUCCUUACCAGUACCCGCCGCCCCCGCACCCUUACAACCCACACCCGGGCUUCCCGGAGCUGGGCUACAGCUACGGCGGGGGCAGUGCCAGCAGUCAGCACAGUGAAGGCAGUCGGAGCAGUGGCUCCAACCGCAGUGGCAGCGAUAGGAGGAAGGAGAAGGAUGCGAAGCCUGGGGACUCCAAGUCCGGGGGCAGCGGCAGCGAAUCGGACCACACGACACGCAGCAGCCUGCGGGGGCCGCGGGAGCGGGCGCCAAGUGAACGCUCAGGCCCAGCCACCAGCGAGCACAGCCACCGCAGCCACCACUCGCUGGCCAGCAGCCUGCGCAGCCAUCACACACACCCGAGCUACGGCCCUCCCGGAGUGCCCCCUCUCUACGGCCCCCCCAUGCUGAUGAUGCCCCCACCGCCCGCAGCCCUGGGACCCCCAGGAGCCCCUCCGGGUCGCGACCUGGCCUCCGUGCCCCCGGAACUGACCGCCAGCAGACAGUCCUUCCGCAUGGCCAUGGGAAACCCCAGUGAGUUCUUUGUGGAUGUGAUGUGAGCAAGGCAUCCCCACCCACUGCCAUCCCAACCCCUCCCCGGCCGGCUGCGUUCCUCUCUCCAUCCGUCCGUCUUUUUUACUUUGUCUGGUACCUAAAAGGGAAAUAAACGGAACUAAAUCCAGGUGCGCUAACUGCUCGCUGGGUGCAGCGAGGGCAGGGUACACCUACCGAUUGGCUCUGCCAGCCCC